This is a messenger RNA of Aphanomyces astaci, 951 nucleotides long. RefSeq lists its product as hypothetical. The transcript has a single exon. The record is from RefSeq and is a predicted model, not a curated record. The coding region runs from base 7 to 867 and encodes 286 amino acids. NCBI's taxonomy places the organism in Eukaryota, Oomycota, Saprolegniomycetes, Saprolegniales, Verrucalvaceae.
GCGAACAUGGCCACGGAGAACAACGGCGGCAACGUGACUUCGAUGGAGGUCGUCGUGAAAGCGGAGGAAGCCGUGACGAAGACAGAGGAGGAGAACGAGGAACAUGAAGAGCAGUCCCGUAGUCGACCGAAGAAGAAGAAGAAGUCGGGACGACACAAGCGAAAAACGUCUGACCGCCGCGAGUACGUGAUGGAGUCGAAGAAGGAAAAGGAAGCCGAAGCACGGGAAUGGCGCAAAGCGUUGGAGAGCCGUGAAUUCGACGAACUGCAGGAGUAUCGAUACAUGGCAGUGAUCAAGGAGCAGCUCCUCCAGGAAGACAACCCCGACGCCGCUGCCAUCAAGCCGGCCAAGCGACCUUCCAAGAAGUCGAAAAAGGCAUCCAAGAAGCGAGCUCGCGUUGAAAGCGCCAACGGCGACUGGGAAUGCGGUCCUGGCGGCAUGGAAGACGGCGACGACGACGACGUGGUGCUCCUAAAGGUAGUUGCCCAACCCACAAAGAAGCAAUCGUCAUCCACAGAGCCCAUAUGCCUCGACGAAGAUGCCAUUCCCAGAAGACACGCUAAGCCCAAGCCGGCAACCCCAGCGAUGAUGACAAGUGUCCAGAAAGAAGCAGGGUUGCAGCGCCCGACCCAGUUCCGCCUCUCGGUCGUUAAGGCAUCGUACCAUCACGAGUACAAAAUCCCGUUCGAACUGACCGAAGAAGAGUACCAACUGCUGUUGACAGAUGCGCCGCGUGGGAAAUGUCCCAAGUAUGCCGACGUGCUCGAGGGGAAAUUUCCCACGGCACCAUCCGCCCACUGGUGCGCCAAGUGCCAUUCCAUGAUGUUCUUGUACCAUUGCCAGCAAGCCAUCCUGUCCAAUAACUAGUACCGUUAGUGUACUAGUUUAGUAUAUACAUAUAUAUAUAUAGAUAAUAUAUCGACAAUAAAGUCCAUCGGUGCUAACACUCGC